UACUGCACUGUACUUUUAACAGUUUUAUCAUACUUUGAAAACUUUAAUACUUUUAACAUUUUAAUACAUUUAACACAUUUCAACACUUUCAACACAGAGGUCUGCUUUUUUGGAGGAGGGCCAGAACUACUGUCACGGAGCAGCGGUUCAACCCGGACCGGACACCCCGUUGCACCAGGAGGGAUGUGGCUGCUCGCAGUGUUUGUGCCCCUGAUGCGGGUCUAUUUAUGCGGCGUUAAAGUGCUUAUUUAUCAGCUGUUCAACAGGUCUUUCACGUUACCAGUCCUCCCCCGGCAGAAUGGACGCGUUGCCAUAGUGACCGGGGGGGCCCGCGGCAUGGGCUUUGAGAUCGCGAGACACCUGGCCGGCCUUGGAAUGCACGUUCUGAUAGCGGGGAACGUGGAGUCCGAGGGCCUGGCAGCCGUGGCAACGAUUCACCAGGAGGUCAAAGAGGGGAAAGCUGAGUUCCUGUAUCUGGACAUGGCCUCUCAAAAGUCUGUCCGUCUGUUCGCUCAGCGUUUCAAGGACCGCGGCCUCCCUCUGCACGUCCUGGUCAACAACGCGGGCGUCAUGCUGGUUCCGGAGCUCCAGACGGAGGAAGGGGUGGAGCUUCACUACGGGCUGAACUUCCUCGGGCACUUCCUGCUGACGGGGCUGCUCCUGGAGACGCUGGCCCGCUCCGGGACGCCGGGCCGCUCCGCCCGCGUGGUCAACAUGGCGUCCGCCACGCACUACGGGGGGCGGCUGGACCUCGACAACCUCAACAGCAGGGGGUGCUACAGCGCCCACGGCGCCUACGCCCAGAGCAAGGUGGCCCUGGUGAUGUUCGGCCAGCGGCUGCAGAGGCGUGCGGCGGCCCGCGGCCUCCACGUCACGGCCAACGCCGCCGACCCCGGCAUGGUGGACACGGCGCUCUACGACUUCCUGAGUGCCCCCGCCAAGCUGGCCAAGAGGCCCUUCACCGGGCUGCUGUUCAGGACGCCGGCGGAGGGGGCGUCGACCGCCAUCUACGCGGCGGUCAGCCCUGAGCUGGAGGGCGUGGGGGGGCGGU
Messenger RNA from Gadus morhua (Atlantic cod), 1051 nucleotides. RefSeq names its product dehydrogenase/reductase (SDR family) X-linked (gene dhrsx). The record is from RefSeq and is a predicted model, not a curated record. NCBI's taxonomy places the organism in Eukaryota, Metazoa, Chordata, Actinopteri, Gadiformes, Gadidae.